GUGAAUGUUAGCCGCGUUCACCUUGGCAGUCGUUAAACAGCGCUAGCGCGCUAACAUGUCCAUUUUCCUACACUGCUAACCCCAACCCUCUUGUACAGCAUUCGCAACCCGUAAUGUCCAUCUGCAGGUGGCCAGGUCCACUUCGCACAUCGGAUCUCUGACGUGCGUUCCCGUCGUCAGUCUUCCCGCUUGCUUUUUGCCGGCGAUUGUUGUUUGUUGAUUGCCCGCACGACCACUAUCAUGGUUUACAGACACCUCUCCUUUCUCUAACCUCUCUCUCGACACAGCGGGCCCACAGGGGCUUCGCAACCAAGCCUACGGCGUAUCUACCAUUGAUCAACCAUCUCGUUCCUUGACAACCACCAGGGGCAUACCAAUCACGACUCUCCAUUGCCUGUUCCCCCUGGCCGAUUGAAAGAGUUUCCACCACCCCCAACCCCCUCCGCAACCUGGGCAAUUGAAGCAAUGGCGUCCGUUAGCGCUCUCCGCACGCUGUCGGCCCCAUGUCAUACAGCCCGCCUGCGGCUGGCGAGGUCCUCGACCCUGACCAUCAGCCCUACCUCCAGCAGCGCGUCGUACCUCCUCCUCAGCCAUAAUAACCAUAACCGACCCGCCGUCGACGGCAUGCGAUAUCUGAGCACAUUACCUCCGAGAGUGGGACGACGGAUUGCCCACCAGCUCAUGACGAAAGCUCCAUACUCGACGGCCGCCGAGCAGCCUGCCUCCGGAUCCGGUACCAAGUUCGUCUACAACAUCGCCGCCUCGUACGUCGGCAAGGGCCGCCCCUUCAACCCGUCCACCCACGUCUUCCACUUCAACCCCUACCACCGCGUAUCCAAGCCCGGCAAGAAGGCGAAGUCGGCGCGCCCAGAGUCCGGCCAGGAUGCCUUCUUCGUUAGCCGUGUAGGGAACAAGCCCGGCGAGGUUGCGCUGGGCGUAGCCGAUGGUGUGGGCGGCUGGAUGGACAGCGGUGUCGACCCGGCCGACUUUUCGCAUGCCUUCUGCGACUAUAUGGCGGCUGCCGCAUACGAGAACGACAAGCAGCCGACCAAGAUUGCGGCAGCGGCGGCCAAUGGGCCACAGGCGCCUGCUGGUGGUGAUGGGAACAACAGUGGCAAUGCGCCGUUGACGGCACGCUCGCUGAUGCAAAAGGGAUACGAGGCCGUUUGUCAUGACCCGACUAUCAAGGCGGGUGGCAGUACGGCUGUAGUUGGCCUGUUGGAUGAGAGCGGCACGAUGGAGGUUGCGAACCUUGGCGACAGUGGCUUCGUAAUACUCAGGCUCAACGGCGUGCACACCGCCAGCGAACCCCAGACACACGCAUUCAACACUCCCUUUCAGCUCAGCGUGGUCCCGCCUAGCAUGUUGCUCCGCGCUGCGACCUUUGGCGGGGGACUGCUUAUCGAUCAGCCCCGCGACGCCGAUGUGACCCGCCACAAGCUGAAGCAUGGAGACGUUGUCAUCUUUGGAAGUGAUGGUCUUUGGGACAAUCUGUUCAACCAGGACAUUCUCCGUCUGGUGAGCAGCACAAUGCAGAAGCUCGGCGCAUGGAAGGGCACCGACGCUGGGGUCCAGGUCGCCGAGGACCUGACUCCCUUCACCAAGCUCGACAGCGACGACAAGCCCAUUUUCACGCUGCAGAGCUUCAUUGCCACGCAUAUUGUCAGUGCUGCCAAGUCGGCGAGCAUGAAUGCGAAGUUGGACGGCCCGUUCGCCAAGGAGGUCAAGAAGUACUACCCCCAGGACGCGUGGCACGGCGGCAAGGAGGACGAUAUCUGUGUGGUCGUGGUACUUGUUUCUGAGGAACCGGCGGACAUGGCGGCGCCGAAGCCACGCCUCUAGAAUGGAGGAAGUUUAGGGAAUACAGGACACCAUAAGAAUUCUUUGCGCAAAGCGACAUAGAAGGGGUUAAACAAAUAUCUUUUUACUGGCGGCAUCGUCGAGGAUGGAGAGCGCAUUGUAUUCUGAAACCGAAACCACCACUUUAGGGAUCUUACAUAUUGCAUAUUACACGAUUUUCUGCAUAUCAUAUCCUCAACCACGCAAACAUACCUUUAGGGAGCAUUACCAGCGGCGUUCAUAUGUUGUUUCCAUCGACGGUUCUUUGUCUUUGUCUUAGACAGAAUGUUUGGUAUCAAAACACAGAAGCGAAAAAAGAGUUGGCAUCGGAGCGACGAAAGCAUUUGGGUAUUACCAGAUAUGGAGAAUUGAAAUAGGAAGAGGUUAAAUUGACUUGAUAUGAUCUGAUAUUAACGGCGUCUCGACACCUCUUACCAAA
This is a messenger RNA of Neurospora tetraspora, 2278 nucleotides long. RefSeq names its product protein serine/threonine phosphatase 2C. The transcript has a single exon. Gene Ontology annotation, molecular function: protein serine/threonine phosphatase activity. Bases 466 to 1842 code for a protein of 458 amino acids. Gene Ontology annotation, biological process: protein dephosphorylation. The record is from RefSeq and is a predicted model, not a curated record. Lineage: Eukaryota; Fungi; Ascomycota; Sordariomycetes; Sordariales; Sordariaceae.